AUGGCUGCCGAAACACAUCCACCGUACCCUCAUCAUAUCCGCCGCACCUCUUCAUACUCACUACUUACGCGUGCACGUCGACUCUCCGUCGGCGCCCGCUCUUUCGUUAACGUUGCGCUCGACUUUCGCGACUCAUCCGCAUCGACGCCGCCUUCGCCACCCCCUGUACCACCACUGCCUUCACACGUUCGCGCGGAUGCCGACCAACUCCUUGGUCCGUCAACGUCUACUGUUGAUCGGUCCUCCGCAUCCGCUCUAUUACCCUCCUCCGCCGCCUCCACUCGCAAACCAAAAGUCGCCGAAGCCGUCUACAGCUUCAAGCUCCUGGAGGCAUUGAGAAAGGGCGAUCAGCAAGCUCUCAUCCCUCUCCUACAACCUUCCGCCAAAAACUCGAACGUUCUCGCAAAGGAAAGCACCAGUCCGCUCCACCUUGCCGUAAAGUGCGCCGACUUCAACAUCAUCUCGUUCCUUCUGAACUACAAGACCAUCGACCUCAACGCGGUCGAGGCUCAGCAGGGCAACACGGCCCUCCACAUCGCCUCGGCUUCCGGUCGUGACGAUGUCGUUCAGCUCUUGCUCGAUCAGAACGACAUCGACGACUCUAAGCCCAACAAGGACGGCAGAGAUGCACUGGCAGUAGCCAAAACGCCCGAGAUCGCCCAACAGAUCCAAGUCAGCCGCGCACAGCUCAAUGCCAAGUAUCUCGACCUGCUCGCCGCAUACGAGCAGGAUGCCGCCGGUGCCGACGUCAAGAUUCACCAGCUCCUCGAUUUGCCACGACAUGCUGUCAUCGACCUCAACGCAAAUAGUAGCAACGGCAGCACGCUCCUGCACGAGGCCGUCAAGCGCAAAGACACGCGCAUGAUCGAAACCGCCGUGCGCAAGGGUGCAGACGUCUACGCCCGCGACCGUCGCGGCAAGCGUGUCAACGACGUCACCAAGGACGAAAAGGUCAAGGCGCUCCUGCGUCAGCUCCACAACGCCGACGCUGCCAAAGCAUCCCAAGCCAGCCAAUCCGGUCAGCCACCCUCCUUCAAGGGCUACCUCGGCAAGUGGACCAACAUCGCUCAUGGCUACAAGACGCGAUGGUUCGUGCUCGAGGACGGCAUCCUCUCUUACUACCACAGCCAGGACGACGAGGGCAAGCAGUCACGCGGUGCCAUCAACAUGCGCUACGCCAAGAUCCGCGCCGACAACAACGACAAGCACCGCCUCGAGAUCCUCAGCGAGACGGGCAAGGGCACCUCCAAGCUCUACCUCCGCGGCACACAUCCCGUCGAGCGCGCACGUUGGGUGCAAGUGCUCCAGCAGACCAAGGAGUUCUUCAACCUCGAGCGACAGUCGAGCCGCGCAACAGCGACAGAGUCCAUCUACCGUCAACGUGCUCCCUCCUCGUCCUCCCUCUCGGCCGGGCAGGGCAUCCAGGGUGCCACGGUGCUCGCCAACCCCGCCGGCAUCGUACGUCCUUCGUCGACUGCACCGAGCGAGAAAGGAAGCCGCAGCGGUCUGCUCUCGCUCAAGUCCCCCAGCACACAGCCUCCUUCGGGCGCCGCGAGCGAACGAUCGCUACCUCUUCUCAAUCGCAGCCCAAGUCUGCUCAGUCGCUUGUCGAGCGGCGAACGAGCAGACGACGAUGCUGGCGCGAGCGCUGCCGCUGGACGCAUCCCAUAUGAGAGCGAGUUUUCGCUCACCGCCGAAACGCUCAAGGCGCAGGCAGAAGCAAGUCAGCGCCUCGUCGAAACGCUGCUGGCUUCCAACGCUCUUCCCUCCGGUAGCGUUGAUGGUAGCGAGGGCAAGCACAGCCGCGCCUCGUCGGGCUCAUUGGUGAGCAAUGGCGACUCGCUGCGGUCGGCGCUCGAGGCCGCCGUCAGAAGCAAUUUUCAGUUGGUCGAACGCUACCAGACCAUGGUCAGCGCACGCGAAACCUACAUGAUCAAGCGCUACGAACGCGAACUGCAGAUCAAGCACCUCUGGGAGGAGAACAUGGCCGUCUUGGCACAACAGCACGCCGAGAUGGAGUCGCAGCUCAAGGAGGCCGCUGCCGAAAAUGCACGAAGGCGCAAAGCGCUGCGCGAGGUGCGCGAGACCAUGGGCUCGUCGCCCGGCUCGAUCCUGUCGCCUGGUGGCGCUGGUGUUGGCAUCGGCGCGGGGCUCGCGGCCUCCGGCUCCAUGGCAUCGUCGCUUCACAACGCACGCCGUCACUCGACGCUUCAGUCGUACGAGACUGCUGAUAGCGGCAAUGCGGGAUCCCUCGCUGCACGCCGCCUGGGCGAGCAGGGCGGCGCUCAGCUGCAGCUCGACGAUCAGCUGACUCCUCCUAUCCAGGGCCAACGCUCGGCCAUCAUGGGAAUCGCAGACGACACGAGCAUGGCGCGCGACUCGAUGGACGAUGCCGAAGACGACUUCUUUGACGCGAUCGAGACGGGUGAUCUGCCAGGACUCAAGGUCGAGCAGGCGCUCAGCCAGCCCGAGACCGACACCAACAAGUGGCCCGAGAAGUUUGACAAGAACAUGCUUGACGACCUCGUCAUGGCUUCUUUCGAGCCGUACAAGCACCUGCGAACGCAUAUGCCCAUCGGCAAGGAUGACCGACCUUCGGUCUCGCUGUGGGCGAUUCUGAAGAACAACAUCGGCAAGGACCUGACCAAGAUCUCGUUCCCUGUCAGCUUCAACGAACCCACGUCGAUGCUGCAGCGCAUGGCCGAGGACAUGGAGUUCUCCGAGUGCCUCGACGCCGCAUCGAUGCAGGAAGACUCGACCAAGCGUAUCGCCUACGUCGCCGCUUUCGCCAUGAGCAACUACUCGUCGACGAUCGGUCGAAUCGCAAAGCCGUUCAACCCGCUGCUGGGCGAGACGUUCGAGUACAUGCGUCCAGACAAGAAGUACAGGUACUACUCGGAGCAGGUCUCGCACCACCCGCCCAUCUCGGCCUGCUUCGCACAGUCGCCUACGUGGGACUACAUGGGAUGCGUCGAUGCCAAGUCCAAGUUCCUCGGCCGCACCUUUGAGAUCCGACCGACCGGCGUUGCCCACGUCAACCUCAAGGUGCCACGAAAGUGGGUCAACACGGACAAGGAGCUCAAGAGCGCGCCUUUGUUGACCGACGACCACGUGAUGGAGCACUACUCGUGGAACAAGGUGACGACGUCGGUUUCCGGAUUCAUUGUAGGCAGUCCCACCAUCGACCACUUUGGAGACAUGGAGGUGACGAACCAUGCGACGGGCGACCGCUGCGUGCUCACGUUCAAGCCACGAGGCUGGCGAGGCAAGGACGCGUUCGAGAUUCGCGGCAGCGUGUACGACGCGCAGGGGACGCUGCGAUGGGACAUUGCGGGUCGCUGGAACUCGCAGCUGGUGGCGCGAAAGUGCGGUGCCGGAUCGGGCGACCUGAAUCCGGACCAGACGGUGGAUGCACCGGACGGACAGAUCGCCACGGCACAGCCGCUCGCCGAGUACCUGUUGCUGUGGCGCAACUCGGAGAAGCCGGCGUCGCCGUUCAACCUGACACCGUUCGCCAUCACGCUCAACUCGUGUCCCGACGACCUGCGCCCCUGGCUCGCGCCCACCGACUGCCGACUGCGACCCGACUUGAGCGCGUUCGAGAGCGGCAAGUUUGACCAGGCCAAUGACCUCAAGCAGAAGCUCGAGAAUUAUCAGCGAGAGACGAGGAAGAAGCGCGAGGCGGGCGAGCUGCCGCCGCACGAGCCGCGCUGGUUCAAGAGGACCACGGAUCCGGAUACGCGCGAGCAGCUGUGGCAGCCUGCGCCCGCGACGCCGGGUACGGGUGCCGGCGGCAAGGAGACCACGUCGUACUGGGCCGAGAGGUACGACGUCGGAUCCAAGAAGACCAAGGGUCAGCAGGCCGAUUGGAACAACGUGUACCACAUCUUUGGUGAUUUUGAGGUUCGUUGA
Pseudozyma hubeiensis SY62 is the source of this 3912-nucleotide messenger RNA. RefSeq lists its product as hypothetical. Bases 1 to 3912 code for a protein of 1303 amino acids. Gene Ontology annotation, molecular function: protein binding; sterol binding. NCBI's taxonomy places the organism in Eukaryota, Fungi, Basidiomycota, Ustilaginomycetes, Ustilaginales, Ustilaginaceae. Gene Ontology annotation, biological process: maintenance of cell polarity; endocytosis; piecemeal microautophagy of the nucleus. Gene Ontology annotation, cellular component: intracellular membrane-bounded organelle; cytosol; nuclear envelope. The record is from RefSeq and is a predicted model, not a curated record. The transcript has a single exon.